UCAGCAUGGCACCCGCACGUGUUGUUGUGAAGUUGACCAAUGACCAGCUGGCACUGUGUGACACACAAACAGAUGGAGGUGGCUGGAUCGUUAUACAGAGGCGGAUCAAAGGUGACGUCAACUUUACCAGAGACUGGAACGAUUACAAAACUGGGUUUGGUUCGUUGUCCGGGGACCUGUGGAUGGGUAAUGAUGUCAUUUCCGACCUUACUUCAAAGGGUUACACCGAACUGCGGAUUGACAUGACCUACAAAGCCCAAAGCUACUACGCCGCGUACACCCAGUUUCUCGUCCAGCCCGAGACGGCGGACUACCAGAUGACCUUCAUGACCUACACAGGCAACGCCUCCGACGAUCUCAGCUUCCACAACGGGAUGCGCUUCACGACCUUCGACCGCGACAACGACUGGGGUCACCCGCAACUGCGCAUGCGUGUACGGCUCCGGCUGGUGGUUCCACGGCUGUCAUCAGGCGAACGUCAACGGCGUCUGGGGGAGCCGGAAGUACAAGCGGGGUGUCGUCUGGCACGGUGUGUCGGGGGGAUUACGACUCCCUGGAUUUUGUGGAGAUGAA
Molecule: messenger RNA, 573 nt
Organism: Physella acuta
Lineage: Eukaryota; Metazoa; Mollusca; Gastropoda; Physidae
Product: fibrinogen-like protein A
Source: RefSeq, a predicted model, not a curated record